Aspergillus fijiensis CBS 313.89 is the source of this 1101-nucleotide messenger RNA. RefSeq lists its product as uncharacterized. Bases 363 to 1025 code for a protein of 220 amino acids. NCBI's taxonomy places the organism in Eukaryota, Fungi, Ascomycota, Eurotiomycetes, Eurotiales, Aspergillaceae. The transcript is spliced from 2 exons. The record is from RefSeq and is a predicted model, not a curated record.
CACCUAGACUGUUCACACAACCCAUCCGAUAUCACCAAGCCCACCCCAACAACAAACAGCCCACCUUAACUGUUAACAUCUUCUCCACGAACCCUUGACCAAGGACCUCUCACCUAAACCAUCACAAAAAAAUCAUGGCCAGAUCCUACGCCAACAUCCCCCCCUACACGCCGAUGAAAUCCCUCGGCCACGAACUCGGCAUCCUCUUCGGGUUCCUGGUGGCCUGCUUCGUCGUGAUGGCCGUGUACGUCCACUUCUGGAACGGUGAGUUUUCCCCCAACCCCAACCUACCUCAAAAUAACUAACCAAAAGCCUCAGCCGCCGAACGCCGCGAAGCCCACCGCGACAAACUCCGCCACCAGAUGCUGGACACCCGGCGCGUGGACCCGCGCCUGCACGAGCAGCGCCUGCACCCGGACUACCGGCCCAUGGGCACCUCGACCACCAUCACGGCCGGGUCGACGACCGUCCUCGGGGGCGGGAGCAGUGUCGCGGGUGGCUAUGGUGGUGGUGGUGGUGGCGCAGGCGCAGGGACAUCAACCCCGACGACGGUCACGGCCACGGCCACGGCGUCUGGCUCGGCGAUCGGGAUCGAGAAGAUCAUUGAGAAGCGCGCGGAGUUGGCGGGAUUGCACCAUCACCUGCACCAGCAGAUACCUUCACAGGCUGAGGAGGAGAUCGGGGUGGCGGUCACGACGCCGAGUGAGGGAUACGAUGGGAAGGGCGAGGGGAAGGAGAAGUGGCCGGGGAGGAAAGCGUCUUCUGCCUUUGGGUUGGGGUUGGGAUUGGGGAUGGGGAAACGGCAUUUGAGUUUGAGGUCGCAUCCGGGUGGCGGGGAUUCGGGGGAUUCUGGGGCUGGAAGUGAGGUGAAGAGGGCGGGGAGUAUGGGAGUGGGAGGGUCUUCCCCGGUGGCUCCCUCCGCAGUGGGGGGGCGGACGGGCAGUAGUAGUGGGCAGCGGGGAAAUGAGGCCGGCGGCGGCGGCGGGGUGGAGAUGGAGGCUAUGGGGUGGAAGGGGGGGCAUUGAUUUCGGACUGGAUAUCGGUGCGCGAGGGGAGGCGUUGAUGUUUCGUGGUCUAGUUCAUAGUUGCAGAAUACUAGGA